Ichthyophthirius multifiliis is the source of this 375-nucleotide messenger RNA. RefSeq lists its product as hypothetical. NCBI's taxonomy places the organism in Eukaryota, Ciliophora, Oligohymenophorea, Hymenostomatida. Gene Ontology annotation, cellular component: nucleosome. Gene Ontology annotation, biological process: nucleosome assembly. The annotation marks the transcript as partial. The record is from RefSeq and is a predicted model, not a curated record. The transcript has a single exon. Gene Ontology annotation, molecular function: structural constituent of chromatin; DNA binding; protein heterodimerization activity.
UGCUUAACAAAAGAAAUUUUAAACUUAAAAUAAAAGACAUAAAAAAAGAAUUGAAACAUUCGCAAUUUAUAUUUUUAAAGUAUUAAAAUAAGUCCAUCCUGAUGUUGGUAUUUCUAAAAUAGCUAUGAACAUCAUGAAUUCUUUCAUUAAUGAUUCUUUUGAAAGAAUUGCUCUUGAAACCUCCAAAUUAGUCAGAUUUAAUAAAAGAAAAACUUUAUCUUCUCGUGAAGUUUAAACUGCUGUUAAAUUAUUAUUACCUGGUGAACUUUCUAGACAUGCUAUCUCUGAAGGAACUAAGUCUGUUACUAAAUUCUCAUCUUCUUGAGAAUAAUUUAUAAAAAUUUUGUUUUAUUAAUUAAUUCAUAUAUAUCCACU